Messenger RNA from Procambarus clarkii (red swamp crayfish), 2470 nucleotides. RefSeq names its product opioid-binding protein/cell adhesion molecule homolog. Gene Ontology annotation, biological process: synapse organization. Gene Ontology annotation, cellular component: neuron projection membrane. NCBI's taxonomy places the organism in Eukaryota, Metazoa, Arthropoda, Malacostraca, Decapoda, Cambaridae. The record is from RefSeq and is a predicted model, not a curated record.
CGGCCCUUGUGGAUUUGUUCAUUUGAUGCAUCACGCUAUUGUGAUUUCUGUGUGUAAGGUAUUGGGUUUAACACUCCUUCAGUAGGUAGAGUAGCUCUGUUGGGGUGUGUGGAGUGACCUCCCUGUAGGUGACCUCCCUGUAGGUGACCUUCCUGUAGGUGACCUCCCUGUAGGUGACCUUCCUGUAGGUGACCUCCCUGCAGGUGACCUUCCUGUAGGUGACCUCCCUGUAGGUGACCUUCCUGCAGGUGACGUGGGGUUCGGCACUCAUCCCGCUACCUCGUCAGGCCAGAUGUCCAGAUUCAUCAGACUGUUACUGCUUCGCAUCUUGCUGACGUGGAGCGAGGACCACUCUGCAGCGCUGCCAGUGUUCCCAAGUCUCCUGCCGACGACAACAACGACGCCGACGACGAGGACGACGACGACGCCGCUGGGAUCAACAGAGAAAUUCACAGCGAUUCAACCACUCGCUACGCUCUUCACCCAGCAGAACAACACUGAUCUUAGAUCCCAAGUGGGCACUACAGCUGUACUACACUGUCUUGCCCACCAUGUAGGUGAAAACACGGUGUCGUGGAUCAGAAGGCGUGACUACCACUUACUCACAGUGGGCACUCAGCUCUACAGCAGUGACGACAGGUUUCAGGUCCGCUUCGUUAAACAGGAGAAUGACUGGCAGCUCCACAUACGCUAUGUUCAGGUCCGCGACGAUGGAGUCUACGAAUGCCAGGUGUCCUCACAUCCUCCUGUCAGCCUUUUCUCUUCCCUUCACGUCUUGGAGGCGACGGCGGAAAUAUUGGGGGGACCUGAGAAAUAUAUGACGGUGGGAAGUUCCCUGAGACUUGUGUGUGUGCUUAGGGACCACACCCAGCCUCCCAGCUACGUCUUCUGGUACCACGACGACCGCAUGAUCAACUACCAUGUUACCAGGGAGGUCCGCGUGGAGACCAGCGGGGGGCUGAGUGUGUUGUUUCUAGACAAUGUGAGACCGACAGACUCCGGCAACUACACCUGCUCCCCGUCUAACACCCGUCCAGCGUUCAUCUCCAUACACGUCUUAAAGGGAGGCGAGACUCCUGCGGCCAUUCACUCGUCAGCAAACACGAGCUUCCCAUCCCUGCUGGUUCUGCUGCUCCUGCUGGGGCUGCUCAGCCCGGGCCUCAGCCCGGGAGCUCUUCCAGGACCUAGUCUGCACGGUCCUCGGCCUGGGUGCUCUUCCUGGAGCUGGUUUACGAAGUCCUCCGUGCUGAGCCUCUUCGUGGGGCCGGUCAACGCGGCCGGCAGAUCGCUAUACAACAGCUGCCACGACAAGUGACCGAGGUCUCGCUGUGACCGAAGGGAGGCGGGACGAGAUCGGAGGUGGUGAGAUCGACUCUGGACAGUCUCGUCUCCAGCUGGAACUCUGGUAGAGGGAAACUGUGUCGCCUCCAGCAGAAGUUCUCAAGUUAUAUGGCGAGCUUAGCUGCAUACAGCCUCAAUAUUACUCCAAAAGUUGUGAAUUUACCUGCGUGGCUCGCCAUGGAGGAAUAUGAAGCGUACAACAGUUGAUCUUGUAGUGUACGAUGGCCACUAUGGCGGCAUACACUCAUACCGUACACAAAAUGGUUCGCCUAUGGAUUUAUGUACUGUCUUAGGGGGUUCACGAAGCCAGGUUCUGUCUUAGGGGAACAUGAAGCCAGGUACUAACUUAAGGGUACAUGAAACCAGGUACAGUCUUAGGGGUACACGAAGCCAGGUACUGUCUUAGGGGAACAUGAAGCCAGGUACUGUCUUUAGUGUAAACAAAGCCAAAUAUGCUGCCUUUGGUACACACACACAGUCAGGUAUACUGUUUAUGAUGUACACAGAGCCUGGCAUUCUGUCUUUGAAUGAUACAAAACCAGGUACACUGGUGUAUCCUGGCAAGUACACCAGAGGGUCACAAGUAUACCAGAGCCUCAAAACUUCACCAGAAGGUCACAAAGUAAACCAGAGAGCCACAAGUAAACCAGAGGGUCACGAGUUAACUAGUCUCAAGUAAACUAGAGGGUCAUAAAAUAUACCAGAGGGCCACAAAGUAAACCAGAGGGUCACAAGGUAAACCAGAGGGUCACAAGGUAAACCAGAGAGUCAUAAAGUAAACCAGAGGGUCACAAUGUAAACCAUAGAAUCACAAAAUAAACCAGAGGGUCACAAUGUAAACCAUAGAAUCACAAAAUAAACUAGAGGGUCACAAGGUAAACCAGAGGGCCACAAAGUAAACCAGAGGGCCAUAAAGUAAACCAGAUGAUCACAAGGUAAAUCAGAUGGUCACAAAGUAAACCAGAUGGUCACAAGGUAAACCAGAUGGUCACAAAGUAAACCAGAUCAUCACAUGGUCUCCAGAGAAAGUUACUCUCAAAUAUAUGUAACAUAACUACCAGUAUGUAAACAGUUGCUCAAGUGAAACAAAAAAUAAAAUAAUAAAUGUAUAAAUAAAAAUUAAAAAAUG